Colossoma macropomum (tambaqui) is the source of this 4392-nucleotide messenger RNA. RefSeq names its product phosphoinositide 3-kinase regulatory subunit 6. NCBI's taxonomy places the organism in Eukaryota, Metazoa, Chordata, Actinopteri, Characiformes, Serrasalmidae. Bases 363 to 2603 code for a protein of 746 amino acids. Gene Ontology annotation, cellular component: phosphatidylinositol 3-kinase complex, class IB. Gene Ontology annotation, biological process: positive regulation of MAP kinase activity; G protein-coupled receptor signaling pathway. Gene Ontology annotation, molecular function: 1-phosphatidylinositol-3-kinase regulator activity. The transcript has 21 exons. The record is from RefSeq and is a predicted model, not a curated record.
CUGACGGUUACCUUCGAGCUCAUUUGUGGCCUUCGCCCUGCACAGCUGCUGCUUUAGAGAGAUUUCAUAUGUGCAGUUUGUAAAAUACAGCCGCAGGACACGAACAGCUGCAGACAGAGCUGUGUGUGUGCAGAGAACAGCAGGUGUGUGAGAGUCUGCAGCUGCACUGGCAGAGCGAGAGCUGUGACUAAAACAGAGAGAGCACUGAAACUGACCUCAAGACUGACCAUCUGUGGGUGGGUCCUUCAUCGUCAGUGCACUAUGGGUGAAUUUUGGCCGUGACAUCGAUAUCAUGCCCACUGGACCUAGCCUGUCCCAGGGCAUUGUGGGUACACUGUAGCUGCUGCCCCGGCUGUGCCAGUAUGGAUUCACCAGAAUUCGCAGCGCUCGAGUCGGAAAUCUACCGAAGCCUGCAGGCCAUUUUGAGGGAGCUGGAUUCUCUACACCCUGUGAUCAACAAAGGAAUGCUGAGAUGGACCUUACAUAAGAAGGUGCAGUCUGAUCCUGUGAAGAAUCUGGCCUUGGUCAGAGUGGCUGUGAAGGAGCUGGAGAGAGCUGAGAGAGUCGACCUGAAGACCCACAUCAUCCCGCUAUUACACACCCUCAUCUACGCCGUCAUACAGGCUGCAUAUAUUCCUGAUGAUCUGUAUAAGCGUAUUUAUAAUGCAUGUAAGAGGCUUCUGACUCUGCCUCAGCCAUUCUGCUCUGUGGGGCUGAGCUACACGCGACUGCUGAAGACGGAGCGGACUACGCCAGGGCUGCUGUAUCAGAGGAUGCUGGUGUCUGAGCACAGCCUGAGGAAUGAACACUAUCCUCUACAAGAGUGGGUGUUUGUGUUUGCGGACCCGGUCGUGUUCUCCGAGUCUCUGAGUUUGGUUCUGAGGGCUGAUAUUGAAGCUGCAGGGCAGACGGAGACUCAUCUGAGUCUGAUGCAGAAGGUGGUACAGCGCUCCCUACAGGCCGCUCUGGGAGAGGAACACUGCCAUGGCCCCACGCUCGCUCAGGCCCUGCAGGAGCUGGAGGAUGUGGAGUGUUAUUUCGGGGAGGUGUUGGCAGCCGUAGAACAGAGCGCUGCAGACUGCAAGAAUGAAGACAGUCAGAAUCACCUGAUCCAGAAACUACAACAGCUCUACACUCAGGUGCUGCUCAGCACUGGGAAAGAUCCAUUGUCCCGCGGCUCGCUGGCCGACGUUCCGCUUCCCAGUCCGGACAUGAGCUUCCACAUGUGGUGGGAGGAGGAAGAGCUCUGGAGAGAGCUCACCAAGUUCAUCCGCUCCAGUUCCAUCUCAGACAGUUUCUCUCUCUCCCCGGACGAUUUCGACCUCCCCGACCUGGCGACGGAUCUGGACUCGGAGAUGCCACGUCACUCCAUCAUGUCCACGGACAGCGGGAUUGAGCGGGACAUGCAGCCGGCUGAGAGCUCGGACACAGAGUGGGGGGGAGGGAGAAGCAUGAGGGCAGACACAGGGCAAGGUCGGCUGUCCCGGCGCGGAGGGAUGAAGAUGAAGCCCUCGGUGACGGACAGCAUGGCUCUGAUGCAGGAUGCUCUGGAGGACACGGCGGGCAGCAGGAGGACGCUGCAGAGGAAAGCUGGUCAGAGUAACAUGCUCCUCCAACAGCAGCGCCACUUCACGGCCAACAUCGUGGUGAUGGGGGACGACCGCGUCCUAGGACGACUUGCUAGGGCCUACUACUGGCUGAGAAAAAGAGAAGCGCGGAGGCUAUUUCUAACCAAGAAGGUUAACAUCAAGAUGUUCUACAUCCCUGUAACCACGCAGCCCUCCAACCCAGCCACGGAGAACAUGCUGGACUCUAACCCGUGUGUGCUGGGGUCAUAUCUGGGAAUGGUGGAUCCGUGGUACGAGUGUAACAUCAGCAGCCUGGGCCUCAUGAUCCCAAAAUUUGUCGCAACGUGUGACCUAAGCAGGCCGCAUGAGCCCAACCCUUUUCUAGCUGAUGUAAUUUCCUACUACGUGCGGAUGGGGCAGCAGCCAGUCUACUUCACCAUCUACUAUGUAAAAAUCGUGUUUUCCAACCUGACCAAAGAGCCGGUGGAAGAAGUCUUCCUUUCUCGCCUCAAUAUCGAUUUCCCCGAGUUUAAAAUGCGUCACGGAACGGUUAAAGAAAUGUCCAUGAGACAGAAGAAGGCUCCAGUGGAGCUGUGUGGCGCUCUCAUCUCCCUCAGCUACACGAAGGUGUCGCUAAGCAACAGAGAAACAGAAAAGGGUCUUUCUCUGCGGACCACCGGAGUUCAGAUUUCAGCGAUACCCACCAACAGAACAGAAGAUCUGAACUGUCUGACAGUGGAUAUGAGUGACACAAAGACCAAGUGCAACUCGGGUUCUAAGAUCAGAACAUGCAGCCUGAAGUUAAAAACUCCAGAGAGGACAGGCUUCAGCGUGUGCCUGGACAAAGACCUGCGCAGAACCUUCCGGGACGUUCAGAGUAUUGAGAUCGAGCCAUGUAAAGAUCCUGGAUACUACAUUCAGAAGUCAGUGAUGUCCAAGUUCACGUCAGAGGAGGAGGUGGACGCAGGACUGAGCAAGCUCAUGAACCGAGGGCUCCCUCUACCCAUCAACACCUUCGCAGGCAUCAUCCCCUGACCGAAGUGACUGGACUUUGAUGGACCUUUAGCUGACCGGUGCCAUGGCUGCUAACAAUUCACGCUGCAUUAGUUACCUGACUUAAAGGGAGCUCAGACACUGCAGUGUGUUCGGUGUACUCUACCUAUCACACGGCUGGUGUGCGGAUUAUUCGCAACCCGCACAUACACUCAUCCCUUUGCCUCUCGAGGAAGAUGUUUAAGUUAGAGUUCUAACACUAAAACAGUUAUGCUGAGUCUCAGAUGGGAUUAAAACUCAAUCUGUGUCGUCUUUCUUACAGAUUACUGACGUUAUACAGUCCGACUCCGCUUUAUGACAAGCCAUUCAAUACUGCAAUUCUCUUUCCACUCACUGGCCACUUUAUUAGAAACACCUGCCUUGCGCAUCUACUCACUGGCCACUUUAUCAGAAACACCCACCUUGAUCUUCUAUAAACUGGCCACUUUAUUAGAAACGCCUACCUUGUGCUUCCACUCACUGGCCAUUUUAUUAGAAACACCUCCUUUAUAGCUCCACUGGGUAGGUGUGCAUUCACAGACUGUGGUCCAUCUGAUGCUGCACAGUUUAUCAGCCAUUCUACUCCAUUCAUCAUUGGUCAGUGUCUGACCACAGGGCAGCUGUUGACCACAUAUUAUUUGAAUGAAAGUUUCUAAUAGAUGCAAUUGAUGCAUCAGUUGGCUAAUAGUAUUGGCUGAUAGGGGUGCACAGACUAGUCGAUUUGUUGACCUCAAGUGUUAUUGCAGAGCAGCAAUCUUGACUUCGACUAGUCGCUGAUCACAUGAUUAUGACACUAACAACAUCGAUGCCUCAGAGACGACAGCAGGUGAGGAGUCUGGUGGUUCCGGGGUCCGUAUAUCUGAUUUCCUGCUAUCUCCGUCAAUCUACAGUGCUUCAAACCUCAGAUAUUGAACGUUGUUUCCCGAAGACUACAAUAAAAAGUCCUGUAUGGGUAGAGAGGCGGCAUAACGCCCUGUAAUCCUGUAAAGUUUAAAGUUAGUUACUCUUAUUUUUCUGGCUCUCCGGAUCUCCGAAUGCGGUUGAGCGUCUCAGCAAGGCUGCCUAGGGUGCGCCUAAGUCGGAUACAAAUUGCGAGAUUCCAAGGUCCGUGUCUCUGGUUCCCUGAAGGCUAGCGGUGCAAUCCAAGGCUCACUGGAAAGGGCGCAUCACACUCUACCUCUGGAGUUUGGCUUUGUCACAGAUUUUAAAACUCGCUUGUUGCAAAGCAUUCGCUUUAUUCAUGACAUCAUCAGUUAUUAGUCAAUGUCACUUUGUCUUUCAUCUCAAAACUGUCAACUUUAAAAAAUCUGAAGUCUUGCAGCCCCUGUUGGCCAAUAUUGAGGUUCCACCAUAGAUAUACAUACCUAGAUGCCGUGUUGUCUGCUGUUCUCUAUCUGAGGCAAUAUGUUUGCACGUCCGCCAUGUUGGAGCAGUCAAGACCCGCUUGUGAACAAAUUCACUUGUAUUGAGAGAUGAUAAGUCUCAAGAUUAAAUCGACCACAACUUCCUUAAUAAUCAAACGAUUUUCACCAAAUUUGUUUUGUUAUAAUCCUCAGACAUAGAUUAAUCUAGGUUGCAUGGACUGCUCUCUGUAGCUUUUAUUUUUUUAAUAGCUGAUCGUGCUAAUUAGCCGUAAGACCAGCAGAACAGUAUUCAGUCUGCGCCUGAUAUUAAAAACCGAGUUUAGCGCGAGAAACACAAUCAUACACAUCAGCAAAUCCAUCAGUGUGUGAAUGACUUCUAAUCUUAAUACAUUUAAAAAUAAAAUAAACUCCCAAAACACAGUAAGAAG